Molecule: messenger RNA, 2791 nt
Organism: Physella acuta
Lineage: Eukaryota; Metazoa; Mollusca; Gastropoda; Physidae
Product: annexin A7-like
Cellular component (GO): vesicle membrane; plasma membrane; nucleus
Molecular function (GO): calcium ion binding; calcium-dependent phospholipid binding; phosphatidylserine binding
Source: RefSeq, a predicted model, not a curated record
UUCUAUUAUCUAAACCUAGAUCAAUAUCUCCUUACUAAUACUAUAGGUUGCAUAGGGUUUUUGUAUUACUUUGUUACCUUGCUACUGCCAAAUCUGGACACUACUCACUACUGACUGGACACUGAAAGGACCUUAAAAUGUAUUAUCAGUCUAACUAUCCGCCAUACAACCCUGGGGAUUCAGUGUAUCCUCCACAGUACCCCAACUCCGGCCCUCCACCACCCCCUAUGGCUAUGAAUGCAUACAGUGCAUAUAAUGUCAAUCAAUAUCAAGUGCCAUCAAACAAUUAUACCUAUUACCAACCCCCUGGCAUGAUUCCUGGCUUUGCAAAUGUCCCCAAUGUACAGCAGAUGCAUUUACAGUCUCUGCAAAUGACAGAGCAGCCACCCCAAGUGAUGGAUAUGCCUACAUCAACCUACCUGAAGACAAUGGACUCUCACCUGCAGUUUUACCAGAGGCAGAAACAGGUGGAGCUAAUGGAGAGACUUGAAGAAAUGAUAAGGAAUGGACAGAAUGUGAAAGAAAAAAAAGCAGAAGAGAUCCUAGAGCCCCAGCCAGUUCAGCCUGCUGAGCCAGUAAAACAGGUUCCAACACUGUCAGAAGAGGCCAUCAAACAGACACUUAAGGAGGAGAUGAAGAGAGUGUUUGUCGCUGAGUUACUGAGACGACAGAAGGUUUCCGGCACCUUUGACAUGACGGAAGGGACUGUGAAACCAUUCAAGAAGUACGAGACCGGAGACCCUGUAGCUGAGUGGUACCUCAAGAACAGAAGCAUGAGCAUGGUUGGCAAAGCCUGGGACCCAGAGUGUGAUUGCGAGUACCUAAGGGCGGCCAUGAAGGGAUUAGGUACAAAUGAUGAUGCCAUUAUUUUAGUUGUAUCAACCAGAUGCAACCAACAAAGGCAGGAGCUCAAAGAUAUGUUUAAAACUCUAUACGGCAGAGAUUUAAUCACUGACUUGAAGGGUGAGCUAAGUGGUGACUACAAGGAGCUGGUCAUGGCACUGUUUGUCAGCCCUGCUGAAUUUGACGCCUGGUGUAUAAAAGAAGCAAUUUAUGGUCUAGGUACAGAUGAGCAGGCACUUGUGGAAAUAUUGCUGACACGCACCAAUGAUCAAAUAAAAGAAAUAAGGGCAGUUUACCCUAAAGUUGUCCAUAAAACCAAACUUGCCAAGGACUCUCAGUUUGAGAAAGACAUAAGAGAUGACACAAGUGGUGACUUUAAAAGGCUUCUCAUCUCAGCUUCAAUGGGCAAGAGAUAUGAGAUCCCACCGGAGAAGUUAGAGGCUGCGGUGGAGGAGAUCAUCAACCCACAAGAUGGAACAGGAACAGGAAUGUUUGAAGUCAACUACAGCAAACUUUGUGACCCAGAGAAAGCUAAAAUUGAAGCACAGCAACUCUACAAGGCUGGGGAGGCGAGAUGGGGAACUGAUGAGGAGACGUUCAACAGAAUCUUUUCAUCCCGUGACUACUACCAGCUACGGGCCAUAUGGGACGAGUAUGUCAAAAUAACGCAGAGAGAUAUCUUAAAUAGUGUUGACAGAGAAACCUCUGGAGAUUUUAGGCAAGGCCUCAGAGCCAUUGUUAUGAAUAUCAGAAGUCGGCCCAUGUUCUUUGCUGAAAAACUAAGGGAUGCCAUGAAAGGUCUAGGCACUGAUGAGAGAACCUUGAUUCGUAUAAUAGUUUCCAGGUCUGAGAUUGACAUGGUGCAGAUAAAAGAAUGUUUUCUCAAACUUACCAACAAGACAUUGUGGCGAUGGAUUAAAGAAGAUACCAGCUUCAACUUUAAGAAACUACUUCAGGCUAUUGUCGGGAAAAAUUAACUUUUGUUUUCUUUGUACUUCUUAUAUAAGAGUUGAAAUUUUCUAUCACAAUAUUUAUUUGAAUGUGAUAACCCAUUUACUGUAAGCCACAUGAUAAAGUAGUGUUCACAUAAAUUUAGUAAAAAUAUUUGUUAGAUGUUUCUUUUUUCCUGUCUUUCAGGAUUUGGGUUAAAUUUGUUUAUGUAAGGUUUGUUUCUUGACUUUAUUUACACAUUUUAUAAUUAUACAAGAAUAUAAUGAAAAGUUAUUUUACAAUAUUUUAAUUUUAUAUAAUGUAAAUGAACUUAUAUUUAUUUUUGUAUAGUAAUGUAUAGGACGAUUUUCUCAUAUAAAAACAUGUUACAUUUAUUUCAGUUAAAAUAAAAUAGCUAUUUCAGUUUUUUAUAAGGUUUUUUAACCUAAAAACCUGACCUUCAAAACAAAACAAAAACAAACCCACAGUUAUAGAUAUUAUUAGUAUACCAUUGACAUAUAUUUGUGUUCCCUUUACAGUUUUAUUUUUUUAUCCAGUCAACAAUAUAUUUUUUUACCUUAGGGCAAUAAGAUUUUAAUUACUGUAUAUACACAUUUAAUUUACAAUCUUAUAUAUUUUAUUUUAUUUUUAAUUUGUCUCCAGCACAAUGUAUAUUUCAUUACUCAUGUUGUUAAAAUGUAAGUAAAAAGUUUAGUAGUAGAUGAUAAUGUAUGAUAGCGGUAUGACUUGUAUUUUUUAUUACAAAAUAUUCUUUAAAAAAUAAAAACUUUUGAAUUAAAUUUAAAUUAUUUUUACCCUGCAAAAAGCUUUAUGGAACUUUCUAAACUUUUGUAUUGUUAAAUAAUGUUAGGGAGUGCAGAUUCCUGUUAUAAAGUGUUAAACUACUGUUUUAUUGAACAUAUCUAUAAAAAUUGAAACCACUGUUUUAUUUAAAGUAUCUAAAAAAAUGUAUUAUGUGCAGUCCUUAUACUAUCAAUAUUGCAUAUCAGAAUUAUAU